This is a messenger RNA of Hemicordylus capensis (graceful crag lizard), 1353 nucleotides long. It is a transcript of the gene MTURN, whose product is annotated as maturin, neural progenitor differentiation regulator homolog. Gene Ontology annotation, biological process: regulation of signaling; positive regulation of megakaryocyte differentiation. Gene Ontology annotation, cellular component: cytoplasm. The record is from RefSeq and is a predicted model, not a curated record. The transcript is spliced from 3 exons. The coding region runs from base 502 to 897 and encodes 131 amino acids. Lineage: Eukaryota; Metazoa; Chordata; Lepidosauria; Squamata; Cordylidae.
GGAGGGGCCUUUGCAGCAGGUGGGCAGGUGGCUGCGGCUAACGGGCUUUAGCGGGGAGACUCCGACUUGGGGAGAAGUGGGUGGAUCUCCUAGAAUCCAGUAGGAUCCGGCAAAAUCCAGCUUUUACCCACACCCGCCGAGUGACCUACACACAAGACAACGCAGCCGCGCUGAACCAAUGUCAGGCUGCUGAACAGGGAACGAGCGGCGGCAGGAGGAGGGAGAGAGAGCGCCAGCCAGCCUUGCACACCCAGCAUGUAAACAAUACAUGGAAGUUACCAAGUAAUGCGGAGGCAGGGAGCCGCCACAGCAGCCCAAGGUGCGAGCGGGGCGCCUGGAGCAUCCCCCAACUAACCCCUUCCUCCCCCCCUCCCGCCCCCGAAGAGCCGAGUGCCCAGUUUCCUAGAGGGAGAGGGGAGCGGAAUCGGAUACAGUCACACGCCGAGGAAGAGGAGGGAGGCGGCGGCGGCGGCGGCUUGGAGGCAGCCAGGGCAGAAGAGGAUGGAUUUCCAGCAGCUGGCUGACGUUGCGGAUAAAUGGUGCUCCAACACCCCCUUCGAGCUCAUCGCCACCGAGGAGACGGAGAGGAGGAUGGAUUUCUACGCCGAUCCAGGCGUUUCCUUUUACGUCCUGUGUCCUGAUAACGGCUGUGGGGACAGUUUUCACGUGUGGAGUGAAAGUGAGGACUGCUUGCCUUUCCUGCAGUUGGCUCAGGACUACAUAUCUUCCUGUGGUAAAAAGACACUGCAUGAAAUACUGGAAAAAGUCUUCAAAUCAUUCAGACCUCUAUUGGGGCUUCCAGAUGUAGACGACGAUGCAUUUGAAGAAUAUAACGCAGAUGUGGAAGAAGAAGAGGCAGAAGCCGAUCACCAGCAAAUGGGUGUCAGUCAGCAGUAAUUUUUGGAGGAAUUAAAAAUAUAUUUUAUCCUACCAGGUGGGGUCUUAUGCUUCUGCAUUAGCAUUUUUGAAUUAGCACAUCACACUGGAAGAUCUGGCCUCCCAAAUCCAAGAGUUUGAAAGAAAGAAAAACCAACAAUCCUUUUGAUAAGUCUGUGAUGAGCUUUGCUAAGAAGUGGCCUGAAUUUCACUCCUGCUUCAGUGAGGUUUCUAUGGUGUUGUCUCGGUAGCAUUCUGCCAUUGUUAACUUAGAAUUAGUUUUUCCUUGCUGACUUGUCUCUCUCUUUUUUGUUUUGUUGUUUUAACUUUUAUUAUUUUUAUUUUGUUUGUACAGGAGAACUAACAUUUCACUGACCUGAAUGUGAUUUGAAUGUAGGAACUAUUUGGUUGGUGUGUUUACUCACAUGACCUUACUGAGGACCAUCCAUGCAGAGAAUAAAUGCAAUCUGCACUUUC